This is a messenger RNA of Ophidiomyces ophidiicola, 2139 nucleotides long. RefSeq lists its product as uncharacterized. NCBI's taxonomy places the organism in Eukaryota, Fungi, Ascomycota, Eurotiomycetes, Onygenales, Onygenaceae. Gene Ontology annotation, cellular component: nucleus. The record is from RefSeq and is a predicted model, not a curated record. Gene Ontology annotation, biological process: DNA-templated transcription; positive regulation of transcription from RNA polymerase II promoter by galactose. The coding region runs from base 1 to 2139 and encodes 712 amino acids. The transcript has 6 exons. Gene Ontology annotation, molecular function: zinc ion binding; RNA polymerase II cis-regulatory region sequence-specific DNA binding; DNA-binding transcription factor activity, RNA polymerase II-specific.
AUGCGAUGCGUUGACCCCCACCUGCACCUCACCCGGAGAAAGUUGUUUCUCCAAGCCAACCGCGAUGCGUGCCCUGUAGCGUAUCUCGGAAAAAAUGCGACAGGGAGGCUCCAACUUGCGGCUCUUGCGAAAAACGAAGCAUUCGCUCAUAGACCCGCAAAGGAAAGGCAAGUUCGUGUAAGGCCUCGCGGGGAAGAAGGAAGAUCGCGCCGGAAAUACCCAAAGCUAUCUCACUCGUCCCCGGCCACAAAUGGGCUUCCUAGAAGUGAUAUGAACGGGAAUGUCGGACGGGAAGAUGUGAGCGUUCUCAUACCCGAAAGCCCCGUAGGAUCUCCUCGUCGCGAGGCUAGUGUGGUGUCAUCAAGUAUUCGGGACGACUAUAGCACCCCUUUGCAGUCACCGACUCAGGAUUAUAGAGAAAUUUCAGCAAUUCCUCCCUCACCAAUUCUCUUGAGCGACCAAAUAAAUGACAACGGCACAAAUGGAACCGACUUCAUCGAUGCUAGCAUGAACACAAAUGGUGAGCACAAAGGUCGACCGCCGCUUCUCUUGCAGUUGAAUGAAGCAUUCGCCCAGCGGACAGACACCUCGAAACCGGGAUUUUCCGACAUAUCUAGAAAUGAAUUGCGACGACGGUCGGAUAUUAUGCAACUAAAUAAUAGCUCCACGGCGUUAACACCGGCUUCCGAAGAUCUCAUACUUCCUCCGCGGGGUGUUGCCGACCGUUUGCUGGCCACCUACCUAACUCGCGAAUACGUUAACUUACCACUUCUUCAUAUUCCUGACUUUGAAGCCCGAUACGCAGAUAUGUGGAAAACUGAAGCCUCACCGAACGACCCUGUCUUUCAAGGUAUGGUAAAUGCCAUGUUUGCCCUUGGAUGCCUCUCUGUCGACCCUAGCGCGCAGGGCGACGGAACGAUGUAUUUCGUCAGGAGCCGAAAUCUCUUGCAUGAUGGAAGCGCAACUGGGGAAAGUAUUACGAAUAUCCAGGCUUACCUUGUUAUUACCCAAUAUUUGUUUGCCACCGGUGAUAUAAAUGCUGCCUGGAAAUCUAUUGGCAUCGCUAUUCGGAUUUCUCAGUCGUUGCACCUUCACCUUAAAUCAGGCAGCCACCAUCUACAACGCAGGGUUGAUAGGGAGCUUGCAAAAAGAGUGUGGCAUAGCUGUAUCAUGUUAGAGAGGAUGAUUGCUAUCAAUUUUGGAAAAUCGUCCAUAAAAUCACCACCAUCCCUAGCGACACUACCUACUCCCUUGGAAACAGAAUACGUCGACCUCAUAUUUGGAGGGGAAGCAUCUAAUAAAGAACCCACUCUUGCAUCGGAUAGACCUUCAAUUGUAGAAUUCUUUACGGCCUCGGCGCGCUUGUAUGAAAGAUAUAGCGAUGUUGUUGCAGUCGAGGAAGAGCUUCGCCUUACUGCCACUGGUUCAUCACGCAAACUUCUAGAGGCUUUCGAUGCCCAGAGAUUACUCGACGCUGAUCGGCGACUCUGCAAUUGGAAUACUUCCUUGCCACCAUACCUUCAGUCGGAGGCUUCUUACCUAGAUCACCCCAUCGCACAGCGUCAGCAUAAUAUCCUUCGUGUUAGAUAUCUACAUAUGCGCGUUCUUCUUUGGCGUCCACUGUUGGCUAUUCUUGCCUCUGAUCCAGAAAUCUGUUCACCAACUUCAUCUGAUAAAGCGCUUGUUGAUACGCCACUGAUCUAUAUGGUUGCGAGCGAGGCAGCCGCUAAGUGCAUCCUCGCUGCCCGCGAAAUUGCAGAUAUUUUAAUAGAAAACGAACGUCUGGAUGAUAGUUCUCAUCAGGUUGGCCCUGUUCCAGCCUGGUGGGAAAAUAUUGGGUACCUAUUUACCUGUGCUACUGUAAUGUUAGCUGCACGCCUGUGCCCUAGCACUUAUGAAAGAUUGCCUCCCGGUACCAUUGAUAUGGGCUGGAAUCACUGUGUUGAUCUGAUGAUCGAGUAUCGCGUCUUCAGUCCCCGCGUCCAGAGGUGGUUGGAUGUCUUGCAAGACAUAGCUACGGUAGCAAUGGAUAUGGAAGAGGAAUAUGAUUCCAGAAAGACAAAGAGUGACGAUAAGCCAGCGCUCAACCAAGAAAGAGAUAUGACCUGGCUGAUGUGCUUGCCUACGGAUUUGGAAUAG